Labrus mixtus (cuckoo wrasse) is the source of this 603-nucleotide messenger RNA. RefSeq names its product cytochrome c oxidase subunit 6A, mitochondrial. Gene Ontology annotation, cellular component: mitochondrial inner membrane. Gene Ontology annotation, biological process: mitochondrial electron transport, cytochrome c to oxygen. The transcript has 4 exons. The coding region runs from base 161 to 472 and encodes 103 amino acids. The record is from RefSeq and is a predicted model, not a curated record. NCBI's taxonomy places the organism in Eukaryota, Metazoa, Chordata, Actinopteri, Labriformes, Labridae. Gene Ontology annotation, molecular function: enzyme regulator activity.
CAGUUUGUAAUGGGGAGGAGCCUUUGACAGACUGAGUUCAGAUCAGGACAGACUGAAGGACAAACAAGCAGGAAGGAGGUGAACAUUUAAUCGACAACAGGUUCUGUGGAAAAAUAGUGGGGAAAAAUAAACACAUUGGAUAUUGUCUGCUUUAGGAACAAUGUCUCUGUCUCCAGCUGCCUUGGCCGCACGUCGGGUGUUUGCUGCUGCGGCACAUUCGAGCCAUGAGGGUGGAGGUUCGAGGACAUGGAAGAUACUCACCUUCGUGUUGGCCUUGCCUGGUGUUGGGGUCUGCAUUGCAAAUGCCUACAUGAAGAUGCAGGCUCACUCACAUGAGCCACCAGAGUUUGUGCAAUAUUCUCACCUGCGUAUCCGCACCAAGAGAUUUCCCUGGGGAGAUGGAAACCACUCUCUGUUCCACAACUCUCACACCAAUGCUCUGCCUGAUGGUUUUGAGGGCCACGAUCACUAAGACGAUCGGUCACAUCUCUCCGCUGUUUUCCUGUCUGCAGUGUACUCGGCUUGAUUGUACUCACUGAGGGGCCAAGAGGCGGCGCCAACAAACAAAGUGCACCAAGACAUAAAUAAAUACGUGUUCAAUUA